Molecule: messenger RNA, 1115 nt
Organism: Marmota monax (woodchuck)
Lineage: Eukaryota; Metazoa; Chordata; Mammalia; Rodentia; Sciuridae
Product: hibernation-associated plasma protein HP-27-like
Exons: 3
Coding region: 149-766 (205 amino acids)
Molecular function (GO): protein binding
Source: RefSeq, a predicted model, not a curated record
UAGGAGAGCUCAUGAAUCCAACACUUGAAGAAAACAAUAAGGUCUAAGAAUUUUGACAGAGGAACUGGAGAAACAAGAACUUCAUCUCAAAAUCUCAGUCUUCCUUUUGAACAUUGGAAUAAGCAAAGCAGGAAAAAGAGCUUCCUUCAUGGGAGGUACAGGCAUCUGGAUUUUGGCCCUGUCCAUACUAAUGUCAGUGAUGGGUUCUGAAUAUCCCCCAAAUCCUGAAUCUUGUAAUGUUCAAGGACCUCGAGGCAUCCCAGGUUUACCAGGAUUAAGAGGCCCACAAGGACCUCCCGGUAUGCCAGGACUACCAGGGAUUCCAGGGAUACCAGGGCCACAAGGGCCACCAGGAAUGUUGAGGGAUUGCAAUAGCAGACUUACAUCGGCCUUUGCAGUGAAGGUAGAUGAGCUGCUCCCAGCUCCCUCCCAGCCUGUGAUCUUCAAGGAAGCCCUGCAUGACUCUCAGGGAAUCUUUGAUCUGGCCACUGGCGUGUUCACCUGCAGGGUCCCAGGACUCUACCAUUUUGGAUUUCACAUGGAAGCCGUCCAGAGGGCUGUGAAGGUGAGCCUCAUGAGAGAUGGCACCCAGGUCAUGGAGAGAGAAGCAGAGGCCCGGGAUGGCUAUGAGCACAUUUCAGGAACGGCCGUCUUACAGCUGGGAAAGGGAGACAAGGUCUGGCUGGAGAACAAGCUGAACCAAACAGAACUUGAAAGGGGGACCAUUCAAACUGUGUUCUCUGGGUUUUUGAUUCAUGAAAAUUAAGAGCCCUGGUUUAUAUCAGUACUACAACUCCUUCCCUAAGAGGGCCCAACUUCAGAGAGAGAAUAUUCCUCUUUCUUCUAAGGUCCUCAUUUCCUUUCAAAAUUACAAUCCCAGCACAUAAAAACCUGAUCCUAUGUGAUGAGAUAAAGUGCUACCCCUGGUUUGAUCAGUACACAUUGUACACAUUUAUUGGAUUAUAUUGGAUUAUAAUACUGUAUUUCAUAAAUAAGUACAAAUAUGAUGUUAGUCAAAAUACAAGUAAAUAAUUGAAAAACAGAAUGUUCCUUGAUGAUCGUGUACUUUAAAAUUAUCAUUUGGAUGUGAAUAAAAUACAUGACUAAUAAGGUGA